This is a messenger RNA of Habropoda laboriosa, 567 nucleotides long. RefSeq lists its product as uncharacterized. The coding region runs from base 1 to 567 and encodes 188 amino acids. The transcript has 4 exons. The record is from RefSeq and is a predicted model, not a curated record. NCBI's taxonomy places the organism in Eukaryota, Metazoa, Arthropoda, Insecta, Hymenoptera, Apidae.
AUGAAAGUGGCGGCGAUCCUCUUAGUUGCGGUGACAGCAACUGGUGCUUUGCCCCUGUCGAAAGUGCACGUGAAAUUUAUAUCCCCUCCGCAUAUUUAUGAGCACGGUAUUACGACAGACGGAGAUCGGACGAUCGACCAGAGAUCUUACGUCUCUAUUGGGAGAAGAAGCACAACAGGAAAUCCCCGUGAAUUUGGACAACGUUUACGCAAUACAGGUAACGCUGCACCGGUGCACAUUAAACCGGAAAACGCCGAAGCACUAUGGCCGGUAGGAGUUUUCAUUCCGCCGAUAGAUAUCAAUGAUCUCGGUUAUAGUUCGCAAGAAUCGAGACAUGCGACACCUGACUUUACCAAUGGUCUCGAAUAUCACGACCCGUAUUUAUUAACUGGCGAGAAAGCAAUGCUGGCAGUAAAAUAUCUUUAUAGCCAAGGCGAACUGUUUUUCGACGAUAUUCCACACGAGAGAGCGCUUCUGCGAAAUCAGGAAGAAAGAAGACGAAACGGCCUCCACGACCAUAUAUUGCAUAGUUUAAGAACUAUCUCUCCGUUCGCUAGGAAAGCUUGA